Messenger RNA from Musa acuminata AAA Group (dessert banana), 1543 nucleotides. RefSeq names its product ethylene-responsive transcription factor ERF026-like. Lineage: Eukaryota; Viridiplantae; Streptophyta; Magnoliopsida; Zingiberales; Musaceae. The transcript has a single exon. Gene Ontology annotation, biological process: regulation of DNA-templated transcription. The record is from RefSeq and is a predicted model, not a curated record. Gene Ontology annotation, molecular function: DNA-binding transcription factor activity; DNA binding. Bases 352 to 933 code for a protein of 193 amino acids.
GUGCCCUCUUGAGCUCCCAACAAUUAAAAGAUUCACCCACUAGCAAAUGAAGGAAGUCAACUUGACCUGCUCACCAUCCAUUGUGGUUUGGUCAGUUAACCCUAUUCAAUGUUCUUGGAUGCCUGCUAGCUAUCAUUUCUCUUUCCUCCAACACCUUAAAUGCGUUCAUCACAUCCUUCUCCUCUCCUAUCUCUCCCCUUUGUUCCACCCACCAUUGCGUUUGCUGUCCAACGACCAGAACAACGCACAUCAAACGACAUGAUCAUGUGAACCACCAUGGCUUUGGUAGCCUAGGGUUGUUUUGUCGCUCUUCUUUCUCUUUCCUUGGUUUGUUUUCCUUCGUGCAGGUGCAUGGCUGACCGGGGCUCGGACAUGCACCGUGAUUCACACGUUGGCGGCCGGCCGAUGCCGCUUCGGCCACCUCCUUAUGACCAGGGAGGAGGCAAUGCAGCGCAGCGGAGCGAGACGCACACGAGGACGGAGAGGGCGGCCUCCGGGAAGCACCCGAGCUACCGCGGCAUCCGUUACAGGAGCGGCAAGUGGGUGUCGGAGAUCCGCGAGCCGCGCAAGGCCAGCCGCAUCUGGCUCGGCACGUACCCCACCGCCGAGAUGGCGGCGGUGGCCUACGACGUCGCGGCGAGCGCGCUGCGUGGCGCCGACGCCGUGCUGAACUUCCCCGACGACAUCGCGUCCCGUCCCGCGCCGGCCUCGCCCUCCCCGUCCCACAUCCGCGUGGCGGCCGCCGAAGCGGCCGCCGCCUCGCAGCAGCAGCUAGGAAGAUACGUAGACGAGGAGGAGAUAUUUGACAUGCCGCAGCUGCUGGUGAACAUGGCGGAGGGGAUGCUGAUAAGCCCACCAAGGCUGAGCCCGCAGGGGUGCGAGGAGGACUCGCCGGAGGCCUCGGAGGGGGAGAGCUUGUGGAGUUAUCCUUAGCGGCAUCGCCAAGCAACAGCAAGCAGUGGGAUAAAUGAGUGUGUGGAGUGAUGCAUCGACAUCAGUGCAUCACAUCAUUCUAAGAUCAUGCAUGUUGAAGCAUGGACGGAUCACAGGCUUUGCAAACAGGUGCAGUGGUGGUACUGUAAGAUCUAGGUUGCAUGUGUGGCGUUCUUCUUAGUUCCUUGCUUGGGUUGUGGAGUGGCGACAAAAGAAGAGUUUGGAGGCUACCGCGGGCGUGGCCCUACGCAUCAUCAACGCUCUGCAAACACAGCGAAGGACGUCGAGCUAUUUGCUCUCAACUUGUCUGCCGCAUUAAGAAACCGCGCGCGUAUAGGACGACUCCGUCGGUACAGCAAAUGCGCUCCCCACUCGUCCAUAGAGCUUCCAAAAGACCGCGUCGGUCUCGCCGGAUUAAUACAGUUUUCCCCUGCGAAUGGGUCCCCAUCCGAAGGAAGAAGACACAUUUGUGGGUCCAAACACCAGAUCCUAUUCCGAGCUCUCCAUUUCACCCACAGAUUCCACUGCUCUGUCUCCGAUAUUUUAUUUAUUUAUUUAUUUAGGGGUAUCUCAAUCCAAAAGCACCGAAUGCGAGAAGAGAUAGGAGAGA